Lactuca virosa is the source of this 3057-nucleotide messenger RNA. Lineage: Eukaryota; Viridiplantae; Streptophyta; Magnoliopsida; Asterales; Asteraceae. The record is from the annotation of a GenBank genome assembly.
CAUUCACACCAUACAUAAAACCCUCCUCCGUUAGAAUAUGAUUUCUUGAUGGUUUUGCCCCCUUUUCCCUACCGGCCGGCCACCACUCUCUCAUCCUACCUUUCUCUUCUACAUUCAUUCACCGCCAUCACCACCAUCAGCUAACCCUGUAAACCACCUGACUGUUUUUCAAUUUAACCUUCUGCCUACAUCCCCAAAGUUCUCACCUCUCUCUCAUCCUCUUCUUCUAUCUAUAGGCACAUAUGUAUAUCUAUCUUGCUAAGAAGAAUAUCACCUUUCUCGACUGUUUCCCGAACCUGCAUCAACCACCGCCAUCAUCUGCCGUCUUCAACCACCACAAAAGAGGCGCCCUUUAGCCUUAUCAGAUACUUUUGGCAUAGUUCUCAAGGGUUUCCAUAGUCUCGAACUUUUUGUAUAUUGGUUGAGAUUUUUUCGUGUAUUACAGUCAGAUCUUCAAGAAAUUAGCUAGUACCUUGGUUAUUUCUUAGUUUCACGGGAUACCCGCUUUGUAUUUCUCAAGUUUUGGGGUUUCAAUCAAGACUUUGGGUAUGUAUUUGUUGAGGAUUUGGUGCUAUUUCCUUCCAAAAUUGUUGGGUUUCUUGGCAGCUGAAUAGGGUUCCUUUGACUUACGGAACCCUUUGCCAAUAUUUCUCAUAUACACCUCUAGUCAUUUGUUUCUGGCAACUAGGGUUUGUAAGAACUGUAGGAUAGUGUCUUCUUGUUAAAAAUUUAUGGUGGGUAGGGUCUAGGUUAAAUUGUUACUUUUGUAAAUUAGGGUUCUGACAUGCGUUAUUAGUGAAUUCAGCAUAUACUGAUUCUUGUUCCAAACAUGGCUGCAAAUAGUCAAUGCUUUGUGGAGUGGAAAGAGCUAUUCGUUUCAAAGGAAAGGGGUAAGAGGGUAGUGCACUAUUUUCUGAAAGAUAUAUCAGGGGAAUCGGUGCUUGCAGUUGUGGGAACCGAGAGGAGCAUUAGGCAUAUGUUUUAUGUGGUCGCGGAGGAGUUCUUAAAGGUCAACGAGGCCCAGAAUUCAGUCAAUGCUGGGUAUAGAUGGAGAUCAAGGAGAGAGGUGGUGAACUGGCUUACUUCUAUGCUAUCAAAGCAGCACCGCCAAGGUGAACAUUCCAAAUCAUCCCCUAAAAGUGAUCAUAUUUCGGGAGUUAGUGCUCCGUAUCAGAAUCGUGUUCCAAGAAAUAUAAAGUUGCGUACACCUGACAUAGUGUGGUCGGGUGUAGCGUGGACCUGCGGUAAACAGCUGAAGCAUUUUCCAGCCUUUUGCAGGAACGGGAUUACAAUAGCUGUACAAUCGUUUGUAUUUGUGAUGGCCGAAGAGGAAAAACGUCAUCUUGCAUAUCUAGAAGAUAUGUAUGAAGAUCGAAAGGGCCAAAAGAAGGUAAAAGUGAGAUGGUUUCACCACAAUCAAGAAGUCCAAGCUGUUGUCACCCUUCGAAAUUCUCACCCAAAAGAGGUUUUCAUUACGCCUUAUGCACAAGUUAUCAGUGUCGAGUGUGUGGAUGGGCCCGCCAUUGUCAUGACACAUGAGCAUUAUGAGAAAUGCAUGUCCAUCCUUCCGGAAGAUCUAUUAACUCGAGUGCAUCAUUGCUCGAGACAGUUCAAGAACAACCGUGUGAAGCCGUUUAAAUUGAGUAAAUUGUGUGGGUAUUUUGAUCAGCCGAUUUUUUCGAUUCUGGAUACUGAUUAUCUUGAAGAUGAAGAGAAUAAUAAUAAUAAUAAUAGCUUUGGGGAUAAAGAUAAUGUUAAGUUGGGAGUGAAAAGACCAAGGAGUUUGAGAGGGCGGCAGGUGAUGCAGAGUGAACCUCACUCGGUGAGUAUGAAUGUCAAGUAUGAGAUGUUGAGAAGGAGGCUAAUCCCAAAGUAUGUCAAGAAUCGGGAAUUCGCUUCAGAUAAUUUGGUUUUUAAGGUUGAUGAAAAGAUAGAGUUGUUGUGCCAAGAUAGUGGGAUUCGUGGAUGCUGGUUUAGGUGUACCGUGUUGCAAGUUUCUAGGAGACAAUUGAAAGUUCAAUAUGAUGAUUUGAAUGAUGAAGAUGGAGGUGGUAAUCUUGAGGAAUGGGUUUCAGCUUUGAGAUCGGCCAUGCCCGACAAACUCGGAAUGAGAUGCUCGGGUCGGCCAACUAUAAGGCCAGCGGUAGCACGUACGGAAACGGAAACGGAAACGGAAACGAUUGCUUUUGAGGUCGGUUCCCCGGUGGACGCAUGGUGGAGUGAUGGCUGGUGGGAAGGAGUAGUAGUUGGAAUUGGUGAUUCCGACGUACAAGUUUAUGUUCCCACCGAAACAUUGUUUCUUGAACUACACAGAAAAGACGUUAGAGUUUCAAGAGAUUGGGUGGGAGACCGUUGGGUUGAUCUUGAAACAAACCCUAACAUCCUCUCAUCCAUGCCUGCAAAUCUAAAGGAAAUCAAACAAGAAAGCUCCCCUGAAGCCAUUGAAACCAUCAACGACAACGACAACGACAACAGACCACUUGAAGAGGGUGACACUGAUUGUAAGCCCGAGUUACAUGAGAAAGACAAGGACCCAAGUCCAGUCCAUGAUGACAACAACAAUGUAGAAAUUGGUGAAAAAGGCAAGCAUACCAGUGAUAAUGGAGAAGCUGUAGCAAUGGAGUGUGAAACUUUAAAGGAGAAUCUUGAAGCAAAUCCAGUUGGCAUGAGUUACUGAAAAAACAAAACCAAAGUUUGUGUAUAGGAGGGGGAGGGGAGGGGAGGGGAGGGACCAAGUGAGGUUAGAGUUUGUACCUUUUUACUGAUUGUUUUAGGGAACACCUAACCAGGGGCACCCACCCUAUCCCUAUGCUGGGUGCCUCCAAUUUGUAACCACCUUUUUAGUGAAAAGGAAGACCUUUUUUUUCCAAAGCUUGGAGAUGACUUGUACAUUGUACAUUGGAAGAUGUACACUGGUUGAAUUUGGCUCUGGAAAAAGGGUCUGGCCUUUUGGUACGUUUCUGUAUCAGUUGAUGUUGUGGUACUGAUUGUAACACUGGAACUCUUGACUAGGUUAUGAUUGUCGUUUACUGUGUUAUUAUAGUCAUUAAAAUCGUU